Serendipita indica DSM 11827 is the source of this 4191-nucleotide messenger RNA. NCBI's taxonomy places the organism in Eukaryota, Fungi, Basidiomycota, Agaricomycetes, Sebacinales, Serendipitaceae. The record is from the annotation of a GenBank genome assembly.
AUGGCCUCACCGUCGAGGCACCCAUCUUCGUCGUAUGGCGUCGCGCCGACCGUAGGAGGCUCGACAAUUGUACAAACGACGACCGCCGCCGCAGACGAGGAGCAUUCACCAAUCGACAGAGACGCUUUGACACGUUCUCCGGUGGAUAUGUCGCGCUAUCCGACCGUCUAUGAGCAAAACGGCCAAGAGCAAGGGCAGCAUCCACAGCAUUCGAGACCGCCAUCCGCACAACCACGCAGGUCUACCAACGUCUCGCGCAUAGGAACCUCUCGUGUCGAAUCGCCCAUCUCAGAUUCCAAUUAUCCGAGCUGGUUACCCCGCAGACCGCUAGCCCCGGCACCCCCAGGCUCGACCGGAGACACACACUCGGCAUACAUGCGCACAGGAAGUCCCGGGGGAUACUAUAACAAUGGCGGAGGAGGGAGUAGGCUCGCCGACUUGUUCAAUUUCAGCCGAGGUCACUCGAGAAACGUUACACAGUCCAGUAAUCGCGUCAGUACGGCCAUGUCUGGAUUCAUUACCAAUCCUUCAGAGUAUGGGGGCCCUUCGGGUCGUCGUGCGACAGACGAUAGUGGCAAUCGCAAGCCAACGGGUGAGAGUGGCGACAGUGGCGGCGCUUACUCGCAGGCUCGGAGAGGCUCGAGCGGGGACUAUUACGAUCCACAAACUGGAAGGCGGAGAGCGACCCCAAGAAGUGUACGCUACGCGCCAGGGAGUGUAGAUCACGUCAGAGGCCAGGAGCCAACUGAACAGACCCGCCGAGCAUCAUCGAGUGCGAGUCAAGCGUAUGGAGGUUACGGCUAUGGAUACGCACCGGGUCAUCGUGGCGAAUACACGCAUGUCCGGGCGUUUUCGAGAAGCGCGACCAACCCAUACGCCGCACGUACCCAAUCACCCCUCGGCAUAGAACCACCGAACACAGGAUGGAUGUCUCAGACUCCCACCCCUCCCGUACCAGCUCCGCGUUUCAGAGCGCGUAAUCUCAAUUUAUCAUUACUCCGUAGUCCCAGCAAAUUCAUCAAGCUUCGCUACCUGUUGCAGCCAGUUACUUUUUUUGCCCAUGUUCCCAUCCAACUAUUCUUCGACUUUAAUGUUGUAUACAUACUUGUCCAAAUCACCAAGUAUCCUACACCUCUGGCACCGGGCGUCGCUAACACUAGUCCCUCUCCCUCGUGGCUCUUUGCACUCAUACUAUACCUACUCGCGACACUCCUCUGGCUUGUGGGGGUCGUACUCGUCUACGAGAUUGCGUGGUCGUUUUGGCGUCGAUGGCGAGUCAAACGACCGGGGAUGCUGGGCAUCUUUUCGUCCAGACCGGCCCGCAAGCUCGUCGGAAUGGGUAGCUACGAUCGGUUCUGCUUCCUCGAGUAUGUCCAGCGCGGUGCGUGGACGGAUCGGACAGAGCUCGACCUCUUGCUAGAAAGAGAUCGCGAGAUUGAGGAAAUGGAACAAGAGCGCCGGCGCGAGGCAGAAGAGGGCGAAAGUAUGGGCGGUGGAUGGGAGGGCAAAGAAGCGCUACGGAAUGCGCGGCUCGAGGCAGAGCGAUUGGACCGCGAGGUCAUACGUGACGCCGCUGAGUCGGAUACUUCUUCCAUCCAAAGCCUCACUCUCUUUCAAAAGGCGCAACGGUUGAACUACAAGCAAGGCAUGAUCGAAUGGGCGUGGAAUCGAUCCCAAAAUCUCCCAACAGUAGCAUUGCUGGUGCCUCGAGCGUGUAUCGCAUUCAUCAUCAUUCUAACUUUUACAAAAACCAAUCCGCUCACGCUCGCCGCACUUGCGUCUGCUGGUUCGUCUUCAAUCUUUACUACCCCCGUCAAUCCGAGCUCGUACCCCUCGACCAACUCGCCUGUUCUCCGUGACCAAACAUUCUUCUCGGGUCGUGACGGCACCUUGACACAUUACGCGAGGACAGUGUUGUGGAUCGACUGCAUCUGGACACUAUGGAGGACAAUCAUCCUCAUUGCUGCCUAUGUCUCACUGUGGAUUGCGAGCGGACAGAGUUGUGCAGGUGUUUGCGGACCCAGAUACCGCUGGGAAGAGAUUGAGCGGCAAGAAUGGGAGGAUGCGACCAACGCUGGCUUGCACGAAAAAUUCGGCAGUGGCAGUCGACGACAUCUCUCACUGAGUGGUGAAUCGACCAUUGGCGGGCUUGAUCGCGAGACGGGAGACAUUGCAGACCAGCUUGGAUGGCAAUGGCGAGAAAAUACGCGACGAAGGGUACGCGAAGCAUACGAAUUCUGUCUUCUUGCACCGCUACCGCAUCGACGACGUGGGUCGACGCCUGCACCACUUGCUGCGAUUGGGAUGGGCAAGGGCAAGGAUGGAGAAGGAGAGGUCGAUCCGGAGCCUUUGACGGGACUUGCACAGGCGCUCCUACCGCAGAGGAACCAAGGUAGGAAGGGACUCGUACCCGACUUGUUCGACCAACCGACGAUCGAAGGUGGAUUGCGCGAUUCGAUACAGCUGGUUCCACCGUCGACGCAUCUGCCAUUCUCGGUCGAGUCGAAUUCGCGUUCCGGACCACUCAAGGAAUUGCCAUACCCAUUCCCGACCUACAAGGGCAGUGUGCCGCCAAUAGCCCACCAACAGCAACGGCAGACAGCGGGACCUAAGGGCGCGAUUCCGUUCCCCAAUGAGGAUGAGCCUCAACUGCAAGAGGAUCUGAGCCAGAUAGAGGACGAGUACCCUAAUCAGGAGGAGUAUCUUGACCAGGAGGAAUAUCAAGACGAAUACCUCCAGGACGAAUAUAUCAACGACGAUUACCUUGAGGGCCAAGUAGAUGAAAUGGGCUACCUCCCCGAGCGUGCCACCUCUGCGUCUCUCUCUAGUCUUGGUCAACCACUUCCUUCUGGUCAAGGACAACUGCCGUAUGUCGGCCAGCGUACACGAAGCUCUAUGAGCACAGGACCAACGUCGUACUCGCACUCCCAGUAUGGACAGUCGCCACGAAAUUCGGGAUACAAGAGCACGUCCAGCAAGUCCAACUCUGGCGACCAGAGCAGACGCAAAUCUAGUGCCAAGUCGAGUGCAUCGCACUAUAGCCCACGCACGCACAAGUCUUCUGGAUCGCAGCAGUCGCCUGGUACGGAUAGUUCGACUCAACAGAAAUUACGCAAUAUUCUCCCACCUCCUUCUGCUUCUACGUCUGCGCGAUUUGGCGGCAAUGGAAACGGGGAGAGGAGACGAGCGGUAUCUGCGACGCAGUUGUCCCGUAUCGUACCUUCACCAAUGCCGAGCGAAGGACUUGCUAGGUCGCUGCAUGCGGCAUCAUCUGGUGCGCUUCACGAUGUAGCUCCGGAGCCAUAUGCAUCGGAAGGAGAGCACGAUGACCAGGAUGAACAUGAAGAGCAAGGGGAUGGAGGAGAGGUGCAAAAUCCAGUCGAAGAGCAUGAGGAUAGCGUCGGGUUGCUCUCCAAUGCACCCAGCCAUCAAGGCUCAUUGGCUGCGUUACGAGCACGCGCGUCUAGCUUCACCGAAUCUCUUCAACGGAUAAGGACACGGUCUCAGGGUGCAUCAAGUCAUCAUUCCAACUCGAAUUCUUCUGGACAGCAAAGGGCCAGGACACGCUCUGCAGCUGCCCCCGGUGGUGGAGCGACUUCAAGCGGAAGUGGGAAUGGAAGGCGGGAGAGAACGGAAUCACACGCAAUGUCGACGAUGAGUGGUCGUAGUGGGAGUCGGAGCCGGACAAGCUCGAUUGUUCCAGUGAUUGGUGCGCGCUACACGUCUUCUCGACCAGAGUAUAUGGCUGCUGGACGGCCAAGCGAGUUUGGCGAGGUCCACCAUCACUACGAACAAGAGCAAGAGGACUAUGUGCCCGACUGGGUUCGUGAGCCAGUCCCUCCGUUGCCGACCCAAACCCAAUCUACAACGCCACCACAAGACCGCCUCCCCCAACCACCAUCAUCAUCACAGCAGGACAUUGAAGAGGAACGAAUACGGGGCGCGUCGGUUGCACCGUCUGAGCGAACGAUUCAAGCUCCGCCGCCUCUCAUGCCGGGACUGCCCCGACGACUGACGGCCCACGAGAAUGUGAGCAUUGACCACCCGGACAUCAGCACUGCUCGGGAGUCGUUUAUAACACUGCCUGCGACAGUUGACACUGGGUCGACUGGGGUUUACCGAGGUGGUGAACACAGAGUUGGCCAGGGGGCGUCGUCUGCGUACUUGCAUGAGCAUGCACCGCAGCCGUGA